Molecule: messenger RNA, 576 nt
Organism: Caenorhabditis remanei
Lineage: Eukaryota; Metazoa; Nematoda; Chromadorea; Rhabditida; Rhabditidae
Exons: 6
Coding region: 1-576 (191 amino acids)
Source: RefSeq, a predicted model, not a curated record
AUGUUGAAGGUGACGCUGCUUGUUGUUUGCUUUGUCGGAGCGCAGUGCUCGUGGUUCGAUUUUCCGGAGUGCGAGAAGUGUCCCGCAGCCCUUGCUGAUGCCGGCUCGGACAUGAGACUCGCAUGGGAGACCGCCGAGCGCUUCUUUAAUCACAUUUGCGCACAGAACUCUAAGACGGAGAUAAACUGUUUGAAACUGUUUCUCUCGGCUAAGGACAUCGCAUACAGCGUGAACGACAUGAUAUUUCCCAGAAAGACAGAGGAUGUCAAUAGGUCACUCUCAUGCGCCCAUGUUUUGAGAAUGUGCGAAGAUCGUGAUGCAGACGGUCACGAAUUACCGAGAAACGUGUUCAGUUGCCAAAGUUGUGAAACGCUGUUCAACGUUACCAUUACGCUUCUCAAGAACCCGAUUGACAAGCUUAACAAAGCAGCCGCUGACAUACUGUGCGUUGGUGCUCCUGAAAGCUGCCGUUCUGAGUUCCUCGACAUCGUGGAAAUCGUAGGCGCCGUUGGAAAAAUGUUCCGUGGAAAGUUGGAGAUAAAGAAAGUGUGCGAAGAUGUCAUGUCUUGCAAGUAA